Messenger RNA from Spodoptera exigua (beet armyworm), 2035 nucleotides. The record is from the annotation of a GenBank genome assembly. NCBI's taxonomy places the organism in Eukaryota, Metazoa, Arthropoda, Insecta, Lepidoptera, Noctuidae.
AUGCUUCAUUGUCUUUAUUUUGUCGUCAUCGUCAAAUCAAUAAAUACAUGUAGAACAACUUGUUUUUCUAUCGAUCGAGACAUCGACAGUAAUGAAAAUAACAAUAACCACAUAUGUCGCUAGGUAUUGAUUUUGUCUAGACCAUUGUCAAAGUAUAAGUAUCUAAAUAUCUGGACUAGGGGAUAGAAAUUGACGACUGAGAAGCCAGUUACUGAAGAGUUCGCAGGAUGGGCGCUGUGCUAGGCCUUUGUUCUGCUGCCCAGCUGGCAUGCUGCUGUGGUAGUGCAGCCUGUUCACUGUGCUGCUCAGCAUGUCCUUCAUGUGCCAACUCCACCUCUACUCGUCUCAUGUACACGAUUAUGCUACUUCUUGUUAUGGUGGUAGCUUGUAUCACAUUAGCUCCUGGAUUACAUGAUGAAAUGAAAAAGGUUCCAUUUUGUAAAAAUUCAACACAUUAUGUACCCGGUGACUUUAAAGUGGACUGUGAUCAGGCUGUUGGAUACUUGGCAGUGUAUAGAAUAUGUUUUGCAACAUGUCUCUUCUUUGUUUUGAUGGCUCUUAUAACAAUUGGAGUAAAGUCCUCUAAAGAUCCUCGCGCUGGCAUACAAAAUGGCUUCUGGGGCAUCAAGUAUCUGAUUGUAAUUGGAGGCAUCAUUGGGGCUUUCUUCAUCCCUGAAGGACAAUUUGCUUCAACCUGGAUGGUGUUUGGCAUGAUCGGCGGUUUCGGCUUUAUUAUUAUACAACUUAUUCUAAUUAUUGAUUUUGCACAUUCUUGGGCCGAAAGAUGGGUUUCCAAUUAUGAAGAAUCGGAGUCUCGUGGCUGGUAUGCGGCACUCCUAUUUUCCAUGCUUACUGCCUACACCCUCGCACUUGUUGGAGCAGUCCUACUAUUCAUGUAUUACACUGAGCCAGCUGGAUGUGGUCUGUCCAAGUUCUUCAUUUCAAUAAAUCUGAUCCUCGUGGUGAUUGCGAGCGGUAUCUCAGUCCUGCCGGCGGUGCAAGAGCACCAGCCUCGCUCAGGACUGCUGCAGUCAGCCGUGGUGUCCAUGUACGUCAUGUACCUCACCUGGUCUGCACUCUCCAACGCCUCCAAGGAAUGUAACACCAUCUCAUCUAACGAGUCAUCCUUCGACAAUCAGUCUAUCAUCGGGCUGGUCAUUUGGGCGUGCAGUGUGCUGUACUCGUCAAUCAGAACUGCGUCGUCUUCGUCUAAAAUCACCAUGUCUGAGCAUAUCCUAGCCAAGGAAGGCGCUGGAGGGCAAGGAGGGCUCAUUGCUAACGAAGAGGGCGCUGACGGCGGCGAAGCGGGCCGUGCUGAAGAGACUAAGGUGUUUGACAACGAGGGCGACGGCGUGGCCUACUCCUGGACAUUCUUCCACGUCGUGUUCGCACUGGCCACCUUGUACAUCAUGAUGACACUCACAAAUUGGUACAACCCGAGUUCACAGCUUUCGAAGGAGAAUGUCGCCUCGAUGUGGAUCAAGAUCACAUCUUCCUGGCUGUGCGUAGGUCUCUACAUCUGGACUCUGGUCGCACCAGCCAUAUUCCCUGACAGAGAAUUCAACUAAAUGAUUUCUCCUUGUUGCAUGAAUGGAUGUUUUAUGUUAUACUGUACUGAGCUGAAUGCAAGCCAAUGCUUUGCUUUAUUCAGUCACGAAAUGGUAAGCUUGACUGGCUCAAGUGGAGUAUAAAACAGCAAAUCAUUUUAAUCUGUAUCUGUAAAAUUAGUAACAUGUAUUUAAAAUUUCUGUCAAUUGUCUUAAGAUUCUUGUAGAACAUUUAUUGUUGUAAUAAGUCAUAUAUAAAUCCUUAAAUAUAAGAUCUCAUAAGAUUAUUUUCUAUAUUUUGCAUUCUCAUAAUCAAUCUCAAAACUGUUGAUGUUUGUUAUUACCAUAGUUUAAAAAAAUAUUUGAAAUUGAUUUAUCCUUCCACAAAAUAAUUGCAUUUUUUAGCAUUCAAACACAAUCAUGUUAAACUGUUUUAAAUGUCUGUAUCUACAACUAACAAAAUAAUUUAUCAAUAAACUCAGUCUACC